UUCUGCCCACUGAGUGGAAGAGGAGGAGGAAUUCUCUUCGGUAUAUAUUCAGAAGUUUCUGUUACUGAUAACUUUGCCCAUUAGUGAUCAGGACAGGAGAUUCAUUCUCUUUCAAACAGAACAUCUUGACUAUGUGCACUGCAAUGUGUUAUGUACUUCAGAUCUAAAGAUCUUUGCAGUUUUGGCAACAAACAUUAUUUUAUCUCAUCUGCUUUUAUACAAAUCACAGAAUGGAGGAGCUGGCUAGAGAGAGUAUCAGCUUGCUGGGCAGGAGUGUGGAAGGUGGGACACCCAGUCUAUCUUCCAUAGGAGCCAUCUUCAUCAUGUUAAAGUCUGCACUGGGAGCUGGACUCCUAAACUUCCCUUGGGCUUUUAACAAAGUUGGUGGAACGAAUACAGCCAUAAUGGUGGAGCUGGGAUCUCUGAUCUUCCUCAUCAGUGGACUAGUAAGCCUGGGAUAUGCCUCAUCACUCAGCAAACAAUCCACAUACCAAGGAGUCGUUAAAGAUCUGUGUGGUCCAGCCAUUGGGAAGCUCUGCGGAAUAUGCUACAUAAUCAACCUUUUCAUGAUUUGCGUUGCCUUCCUCCGAGUGGUAGAAGAUCAGCUUGAAAAAUUGUGUGACUCUCUACACUCAAACAGUACCUUGUAUGCAAUGAGUGAGGCAUCUCAACCAUGGUACAUGGACCAACGCUUUUCAAUGACUGUCCUCUGCCUGGUCAUGAUUUUUCCUUUAUCCAUCCCUAAAGAGAUCAGUUUCCAGAAAUAUACAAGUAUCCUGGGAACACUGGCCGCUUGUUACCUGACAGUAAUGAUUAUCGUAAAGUAUUAUGUGAUGGAACAUCCAGUUAUAACAAAGCAUGAGUUUUCAUCCAGUGCUGCUUCCUGGGCGUCUAUGUUCAGUGUUGUUCCCACCAUCUGCUUUGGCUUUCAGUGCCAUGAAGCUUGCAUUACAAUUUACUCCAGCAUGAAAAACAAAUGUUUGUCCAACUGGGCAGCUGUUUCAGUGUUUUCAAUGCUGAUCUGCUUGCUAAUUUACUCAUUAACAGGUAUCUAUGGGUCCCUCACAUUUGGAGAGGCAGUAGCAGCUGAUAUCCUCAUGUCUUACCCUGGGAAUGAUGUGGCUGUGAUAAUAGCUAGGCUGCUAUUUACUGUCUCUAUCGUCACAAUCUAUCCAAUCAUCUUGCUGCUGGGAAGGUCUGUCAUUCAAGAAGCCUGGUUAAACCACAGGAAAAAGUCUUUGUUUGUAACGUCUUCAUAUGAGAGGUGUGUUCGUGUGGUUAUUACAGUGCUGUGGAUUCUUGUCACUUUGCUCAUCGCCCUGUUUGUGCCUGACAUCAGUGAGGUGAUUUCUGUCAUUGGAGGAAUUAGCGCUUUCUUCAUCUUCAUCUUUCCAGGCCUGUGCUUGAUUUGUGCAAUUGAAUCAGAACCAAUGAAUCCAAAAGUAAAAUCUUGCCUGACUGCCUGGGGAAUUAUCUCUGUGGUCUGUGGAGCUUUUAUCUUUGGACAAAGCACAACUAUUGCAAUUAUGGAAAUUAUAGCCAAGUUUUGAGAGUUUGUCACUUAUGGCACAACCAUUUUUAAAUGUUAUUUUUACUAUUUAACUUGAUGUUUUUAACAUUGUAACAAUAAAUCAUUUUAUUUA
Messenger RNA from Xenopus laevis (African clawed frog), 1643 nucleotides. It is a transcript of the gene slc38a8.L, whose product is annotated as solute carrier family 38 member 8 L homeolog. Gene Ontology annotation, cellular component: membrane. Gene Ontology annotation, biological process: L-alpha-amino acid transmembrane transport; amino acid transmembrane transport. The record is from RefSeq and is a predicted model, not a curated record. The transcript is spliced from 10 exons. Gene Ontology annotation, molecular function: L-amino acid transmembrane transporter activity. Bases 231 to 1550 code for a protein of 439 amino acids. Lineage: Eukaryota; Metazoa; Chordata; Amphibia; Anura; Pipidae.